ACUCAGCGGCGACGCCGCCCGGUCGCGGUGUGAUGAGGCAGGCGGCGGCGCGGCCAUGGCGAAGACCGUGGCCUACUUCUACGACCCGGACGUGGGCAACUUCCACUACGGAGCGGGGCACCCCAUGAAGCCGCACCGCCUGGCGCUGACCCACAGCCUGGUCCUGCACUAUGGCCUCUACAAGAAGAUGAUCGUGUUCAAGCCCUACCAGGCCUCCCAGCACGACAUGUGCCGCUUCCACUCCGAGGACUACAUCGACUUCCUGCAGAGGGUCAGCCCCAACAACAUGCAGGGCUUCACCAAGAGCCUCAAUGCCUUCAACGUGGGGGAUGACUGCCCUGUGUUUCCAGGCCUCUUUGAGUUCUGCUCUCGCUACACCGGAGCCUCCCUGCAGGGAGCAACGCAGCUGAACAACAAGAUCUGUGACAUUGCAAUAAACUGGGCAGGAGGCUUGCACCACGCCAAGAAGUUUGAGGCCUCUGGGUUCUGUUAUGUGAAUGACAUCGUUAUUGGCAUCCUGGAGCUGCUCAAGUAUCACCCUCGUGUGCUCUACAUUGACAUUGACAUCCACCACGGGGAUGGUGUGCAGGAGGCCUUCUACCUGACUGACCGUGUCAUGACUGUGUCCUUCCAUAAGUAUGGCAACUACUUCUUCCCUGGCACAGGUGACAUGUACGAGGUGGGCGCGGAGAGCGGACGCUACUACUGCCUCAAUGUGCCCCUCAGGGAUGGCAUCGAUGACCAAAGUUACAAACACCUCUUCCAGCCUGUCAUUAACCAAGUGGUGGAUUACUACCAACCCACCUGCAUCGUGCUGCAGUGCGGCGCCGACUCGCUGGGCUGUGACCGCUUGGGCUGCUUUAACCUCAGCAUCAGAGGCCAUGGGGAGUGUGUGGAGUAUGUGAAGAGCUUCAACAUCCCCUUGCUGGUGCUGGGAGGAGGUGGCUACACGGUGCGCAACGUAGCGCGCUGCUGGACCUAUGAGACCUCGUUGCUGGUGGAUGAAGCCAUAAGUGAAGAGCUGCCCUACAGUGAGUACUUCGAGUACUUCGCUCCGGACUUCACUCUGCACCCUGAUGUCAGCACCAGGAUUGAAAACCAGAACUCCAGGCAGUACCUGGAUCAGAUCAGGCAGACCAUCUUUGAGAACCUGAAGAUGCUGAACCAUGCUCCCAGCGUGCAGAUCCAUGACGUCCCCUCCGACCUGCUCAGCUACGACCGCACCGAUGAGCCCGACCCAGAGGAGAGAGGGUCUGAGGAGAACUACAGCAGGCCUGAAGCUGCCAACGAGUUCUACGACGGUGACCACGACAACGACAAAGAGAGCGACGUGGAGAUCUGAGGGGCUGCCAGGCUGGCCAGAGACAGGAGCCAGGCAGCCCUCCCUGGUGUAUUUGACUGAAGGUGGUGGCAGCAGCAGCAGCAGAAAGGCCACCACCAGAGCUGGCUUCUGCUAGCUGGAGAGGCAGAGAGCAGUGAAAGGUUCGUCCUCGACGUCCCCAGCAGGUGGGGCAGUGCCAGCAGUCACUGCUCCGGGAGCUGGCAGUUCAGGCAGCACUGGAACCCUUGCUGCAUCCUGGCUGGCAGCUGUGUCACUGCCUUCAGAGCCUUCAGUCACCUCCUGCAGCUCCCAUCCAGGCUUCUGCCAGCGAGGUGGCACCUGGCCAGGUUGUCCCUGCUAUCUCUGCCCCCCUCCAGCAGCAACCCCCAACCCAGCCCUCUCCAUCCCUACCUUCUGCUCAGCUUCCCUCUGAAGCCUGUGCUUGAGAGUUGCUUCCUGCUGUCCUUUCUGCCCAUCUGCUGCUCCACUGCUGGGGGAAAAGCACCUGAGAAGACCAGGCCCAUGGUGGGAGAGGGCUUGGGGGCAUCCCUGGAGCUGGGAGCAGCUUGAUGGAGCAGGUUGGCAGCAGCUCUGCAGGGCCUUGGGGUGGUCAUUCCCCUCCCUGCUCAGUUUUGUGUUCCCAGGAGAGUUCCACACCACCUGUGAUGAGUUGGAGCCAACUGCCCUGCCAGAAGGGAGGCCAAGAGCCCUGUGGAGCAGAGGUCUGGCUGCCAUGGGUGUCUGGGCACCUCUGGGGUGGCUUCCAGCUGCCUCUGGGCACCACCAGGGUGGCUUCCAAGGUCCUUGUGUGCAUUAGCAAGAGGCCUGGGCUGCUGCUGGGAGCAGGACCCAUUCCCUCCUGCUGGUAGCUUCUGCUCCUGGCUGAGAGAAGCUCUUCCUCCAGGUCCUCUCACCUUGCCCUCACCCAGCAGGGGAACUUCUCCUGCCCCUCCCAGACUUUUUGCUGCUCCAUCCCCUGGUCUCUGUCACGGUUCUGAGGGUGCUGAGGGGAGGUGGGAGGGUUCCAGCCUCUGGCUGGCUGCUGCUGGGCUUGUCCCCUGGUGGCUGUGACCAUUAAAGGCAGAGAUUUUUCUUA
Molecule: messenger RNA, 2417 nt
Organism: Pogoniulus pusillus (Red-fronted tinkerbird)
Lineage: Eukaryota; Metazoa; Chordata; Aves; Piciformes; Lybiidae
Gene: HDAC3
Product: histone deacetylase 3
Exons: 15
Coding region: 56-1342 (428 amino acids)
Cellular component (GO): nucleus
Molecular function (GO): histone deacetylase activity
Source: RefSeq, a predicted model, not a curated record